Messenger RNA from Eurytemora carolleeae, 478 nucleotides. RefSeq names its product 60S ribosomal protein L37a (gene RpL37A). Gene Ontology annotation, biological process: translation. Gene Ontology annotation, molecular function: structural constituent of ribosome. The transcript is spliced from 4 exons. The coding region runs from base 56 to 340 and encodes 94 amino acids. Lineage: Eukaryota; Metazoa; Arthropoda; Copepoda; Calanoida; Temoridae. The record is from RefSeq and is a predicted model, not a curated record. Gene Ontology annotation, cellular component: ribosome.
UGAGAAGUGAAGAUAAAUGGUGAAGUGAUAAAUAAAAUUUGUUUCAGAAGAGAAAAUGGCCAAGAGGACCAAGAAGGUUGGAAUCACCGGUAAAUACGGAACUAGGUAUGGUGCUUCUCUCCGUAAGACCGUGAAGAAGAUGGAAAUCUCCCAGCACAGCAAGUACGUCUGUACCUUCUGCGGCAAGGAGAACAUGAAGAGAAAGGCUGUUGGUAUCUGGCAGUGUGGAACUAAGAACUGCAGAAUCCGUGUUGCCGGAGGAGCCUGGAACUACACUACCACCGCCGCCGCUUCCGUCAGGUCUGCUGUCAGGAGGUUGAGAGAGAUGAAGGAACUAUAAACACUCUUCAACAUCCUUCUCUACCAUCCUCCAGAUCUUUGUGAUUCACCGAGCCCAACAACCAGCUCUGGCUGUUUAUUUACGUUCUUGUGUUAAUCAUUACACAACGACGUUGAUUUCAUGAAAUCUUAUUUCAGA